Fragaria vesca subsp. vesca is the source of this 420-nucleotide messenger RNA. RefSeq lists its product as uncharacterized. Lineage: Eukaryota; Viridiplantae; Streptophyta; Magnoliopsida; Rosales; Rosaceae. Bases 1 to 420 code for a protein of 139 amino acids. The record is from RefSeq and is a predicted model, not a curated record. The transcript has 4 exons.
AUGCUUCUUCAGUACGACAACUUCGAAUUUGCUACCUCUACUCCUAAACGCGAUUCGUCGUGUAUCAAGUGGAAGAAUAGAAGUGGUGGUGUUGAUAAGUUUAUGGGUAAUGAUAGAUCCAUGAUUGGAUUGAUGGAUUCUUCACACUCGAAGAAGGAGGAUGAUGCAGCUGACAAGACAAAAGAAGCAGCAGAUGCAGUUAAAGAUGGAGCUAAAGAAGUGAGAGAGACUUGUGAAUUCAUGAGGGACACCGUAGAAACCACUGCCAAAACCAUGGGCAAAGCGACCAAACAGGCGACAGAGAAAGUAACAGAAACAGCAGAAACAAUCACAGAUAAAACAAAGGGAACUGUCUCAGGCGCAUGGGGGAUGGCCAAGAAUACUACUGAGAUUAUCAAGGACAAAGUAAUGGGCAAGUAA